ACACACACACACACACACACACACACGGAGCAUCGUCCAGGAAGGAAAUCCCAAGUGAAACGCGUCAAGCGGUGGACGAACGACUGCUUUUUUCCCUGCGGUUUCGGCUCCGUCAUACGCUUCCGUCUGGACAGAGGCUCGGUCACCAUGCUGAUUAAAGAAUUCCGAAUUGUUCUGCCCCUUUCAGUGGAGGAGUACCAAGUGGGUCAGCUGUAUGCAGUAGCAGAGGCCAGUAAGAGUGAGACGGGUGGAGGAGAAGGUGUGGAGGUGCUGGUCAAUGAGCCCUAUGAGAAUGAUGGAGAGAAGGGACAGUACACCCACAAGAUCUACCACCUGCACAGUAAAGUGCCAGGUGCCAUCCGCAUAGUUGCUCCGAAAGGUUCUCUGGAGAUUCACGAGAAGGCCUGGAAUGCAUAUCCAUACUGUCGAACCAUCCUUACAAAUACCUGGAUGAAAGACAAGUUCAUGAUUAAGAUCGAGACAUGGCACAAGCCUGAUAUGGGGGAUCAGGACAAUGUACAUGGACUAGACAAAAGCUCAUGGGAAGCAACUGAAGUUGUUGACAUUGACAUUGCUGACAAAAGUGGCAUAAGUCCAAAGGACUACAAAGCAGAUAUGGAUCCAGCCCUCUUUAAGUCAGAGAAGACCGGUAGAGGGCCUCUGGGACCUGACUGGAAGAAAGAACUCGCUAACAACCCAAACUGUCCACACAUGUGUGCCUAUAAGCUAGUCACUGUUGAAUUUAAGUUGUUGGGACUACAGGGCAAGAUGGAAAGCUUCAUUCAAAAGGUGGAGAAGCGUUUGUUCACCCUCUUCCACAGACAGCUGUUCUGCUGGAUCGACAGAUGGAUCGAUCUGUCCAUGGAUGAUAUACGACGUAUGGAAGAAGAGACAAAGAAUGAGCUGGAUGAGAUGAGGAAGAAUGAUGAAGUUAAAGGCAUGUCAGCUGAUGUCAACUGAUGGCAACUGACUGGUUUACCCAAUCCCUCUCUGAUACGGGAGGAUUUGACUUCCUUCAACAAGCUCAGACCCCUCACCUUGGACACUGGACCUAGAUAAGCUUGAUAGGCAUAAUCAAGAAUACCCCACUUAUAUCUCAAUAAAAUUUGCUCUUAAUAAGAGCUCAUUAUUGUAAAGCAUUUGUGUGUAUUUAUGUACUACAUUUGAAUACAACAACCGCAGCUUUUUUUUUUUUUUUCAAAGAGACAAUUUUGCAUAUUGUGGAAUCAGUUUUGAAGAUAAAUAAAACAAAUAUAAUGUUCUUGCUUAUGCCUAUUCGGUCCUUUUGAAUUUUAAACAUUAGGGAACAGGUGUGGGUUGUCGCUGAAACAACAUUUCUGAUUACUGUUAUCCUGUUUUUAUUUUUAAUGGUAGUUAUUUGGGUUUAGUUAUUUUUCCUUGAGUUUGUAUUUUCCAGUUUUUUACUUUUUCUUGAUAAAAAUUCUUUUCUGAUUUCAAAAAAGUACAGUUAUUGCUCUGUUUUGUCAAACUGGAAAUGCAUCAUGACAGGUUGGUUGGAGGCAAAACUAUUACACAUUGACGUUGAGAAGGCUCCAUCAGAGACAUUUAAUAUACUCUCAGAGUAGUCUGGUAAUCCUGGUCUGACUGCACCAUCUGCUGGUCACGUGGUUGGUUUAGCGUCCUAUAAAGAUGCCAACUGCUGUUUUUUAAUUAUAGGUUUUGGUUGACGUUUUGGAGUGUUAGUGAUGAUCGUAUGUAAAUGUAUAUGAAUGUGUCAGAAUUAUUGACACAUGAAGCAGCUGUGUCUUGACAUCUGUUCAAAAGUUUGGCGUAAGCUGUGUCAUUGUGAGUCUUGUCCUGUGUUCAGUGAAAUAACCUGGAUUUUAAUGGCAUGAGUUAUAUUUAUGUGUAGUAAAUGUAAAGACUAUGUAUUUGUUCCUUGAUUUGUAUAUCUGAACAUUGUACUUAUGCUGUAGUUUAGUGAGCAAAAAGCCCAUCCAUCAGCCGCAGCUACAAUAAACCUUUAAGUCUGCAUCCUUCAGAAUAAAAGCAUCCCACAAACGGACUCAAAACACUAAAUGCGGCAGUAAACGUACACAUAGACUAUGUCAAAAUGCUUCCUUGUACUUCAUCUUGAAACUAACAUUAAUCUGUAGCUGUGUUGGAGGGCAAACUAUAUAAUGGUGAGUUUUUGAGAGCAAAGUGUUGCAAACGCAAACUACAUGUGAUGCAAUUCACAGAACUUACUUUUGGUUAUUAAAAAAAUGGAUAUCAAUAAAAUUUGUGCAGUGCAGAUGAA
Xiphias gladius (swordfish) is the source of this 2260-nucleotide messenger RNA. Its product is annotated as phosphatidylinositol transfer protein beta isoform-like. Gene Ontology annotation, cellular component: cytoplasm. Lineage: Eukaryota; Metazoa; Chordata; Actinopteri; Istiophoriformes; Xiphiidae. The record is from RefSeq and is a predicted model, not a curated record. Gene Ontology annotation, biological process: phospholipid transport. The transcript is spliced from 12 exons. Bases 148 to 960 code for a protein of 270 amino acids. Gene Ontology annotation, molecular function: phosphatidylcholine binding; phosphatidylinositol binding; phosphatidylcholine intramembrane carrier activity.